This is a messenger RNA of Sander lucioperca (pikeperch), 1749 nucleotides long. RefSeq names its product carnosine N-methyltransferase 1 (gene carnmt1). Gene Ontology annotation, molecular function: S-adenosylmethionine-dependent methyltransferase activity. The record is from RefSeq and is a predicted model, not a curated record. Bases 75 to 1325 code for a protein of 416 amino acids. The transcript is spliced from 8 exons. Lineage: Eukaryota; Metazoa; Chordata; Actinopteri; Perciformes; Percidae.
UGCUGGAAAUAUUAAAUCUCAAGAAGAAGACGUUUGUCGCGUUUUGAUUGGACGGCUGUGAGUUUGUUUCAGACAUGGCCGAAACCACCGGAGAGGGAGCGCAAGGAGGAUCCUUUUUUAACAAAGAGAGAAUAAAAUACAGCCCCGAGGAGGAGGCCCGGCUCGAGAGGCAGCACUUCUGGAGGAUAAUCGACGCUUUUAGAUUUUACAGGGUCCAUGUCCAGGAGCAGGUGAAGCGUGCCGAGCGUCAGUUCCUGAGCCUCCCGCAGCGACACCAGAAUCUGCUGCCAAAUGUUCUGUCCAACCUGGCCCGGAUCAGCCAGUGUGCCGACCACAACCAGGACAUUCUGCAGGCCAUCGUUCACAACAGCCUCCACAUGUUCGAGAACAUCGAGUACGGCGAGAGGGAGGACCCGCGGAAGGUGCGUCCCUCCACUACGUUCGACAUGGACAAGCUCAAGUCCACCAUCAAGCAGUUUGCCCGAGACUGGAGCGAGACGGGCCGCGCCGAGAGGGACACCUGCUACAAACCCAUCAUCCAAGAGAUCCAGAGACUCUUCCCAAGUGACCAAUAUGAUGUGUCUAAGGUGAGCGUGCUGAUUCCGGGUGCCGGGCUCGGCCGUCUGGCCUGGGAGAUAGCUCGGCUGGGCUACAUUUGCCAGGGCAACGAAUGGAGCUUCUUCAUGCUCUUCUCUUCCAACUUUGUUCUCAAUAGGUGUGAGAAGGUGAACUCUCUGACCCUGUACCCCUGGAUCCACCAGUUUAGCAACAACAAGAAAUCCUCCGACCAAACCCGACCAAUCAUCUUCCCCGACAUCAACCCUCAGAGCUUACCGCUGGACGCAGACUUCUCCAUGGUAGCCGGAGACUUUGUGGAAGUCUACCGCGACUCAGAUUCCUGGGACUGUGUGGCGACUUGCUUCUUCAUCGACACGGCUCAUAACGUCAUUGAGUAUGUGGAGACGAUCUGGAAGAUUCUUAAGCCUGGUGGAGUCUGGAUCAACCUGGGUCCUCUGCUGUACCACUUUGAGAACAUGGCCAACGAGCUCUCAGUCGAACUGAGCUACGAAGACAUCCGGACAGCCAUCGUUAACUUUGGCUUCCACAUAGAGGUGGAGAAACAGUCGGUUCAGACCACCUACACCGAGAACGACCGCUCUAUGUUGAGAUACAUCUACGACUGUGUUUUCUUCGUGGCACGAAAACCUGCAGAACUGUACUUUAACGACGAAGAAGAGGAAGAAGACGACGACGACGACCAACAACAGAGUUCUCCGCCGGCAGCCAAGUCGCCGAGGCGAGAAGGUACCGACACGCUCACGUGACAAAAACAGAGGACUCGGAGAGGCGUGCGACCGCUGACCAAGACUGACAAAAUGAAAAAGAGAGAAGUAAACGGACACGGAAGGAAAAACUAAUCAUUGGACGUACAUUUUACAUUUUUUGUCACAUAUUUUUGAUGGAUCAACGAGCAACAAACCUCGCAGGCCUCGUGUUCCAUUUAGCAGCUUUUAAAGAAACCAAUCAUCAACAACUCGUCAACAACUCGUCAACAACUCGUCAACAACUCGUCAACAACUCGUCAACAACUCGUCCUUACAGGUUGAACGAUAACGAAGACGUGGGGGGAAACAUCAACACUUACUGCAGCAUCACCUUUUAUAAAGCCGUCUGUUGUCUCCUCUCGACAAGGAAACUUAUUAAUAAUACACACACAGACACACACACACACACACACACACACACACA